Molecule: messenger RNA, 6238 nt
Organism: Aphanomyces astaci
Lineage: Eukaryota; Oomycota; Saprolegniomycetes; Saprolegniales; Verrucalvaceae
Exons: 8
Coding region: 52-4434 (1460 amino acids)
Biological process (GO): intracellular signal transduction; cyclic nucleotide biosynthetic process
Source: RefSeq, a predicted model, not a curated record
CCUCAAGCGAGAAAGCAACGGCUGCAACGUCUCCCAUGACCUUGACGUAGAAUGAGCAGCAAGGGCGAGAAGAAGGAACUGGAAGUUCUUUGCCGCUACGUGCCUCGCAUUGUGUUGUCCCAAUACGCGCACUCCCGCGUAGCCCUCACGGAGCCGGCCACGCAAUCGUUCACCGCGGUGAUGGCGCUGUUCGACAUUUCAGGCUUUUCCACUCUGGCGGACCGACUCACGAAAGAGGAGAAUGUGCGACCUGUGAUCGCCACUGAAGCCACGAAGCUGUCGACAAGCAACGGCAGCAUUGCAAAACCCAUUGACGUCAGUCGGUCCGCCAGCCAUCGGCGCAUCAGCCACGCCAGUGGCGGUCGCAUCGACAGCGUCCAUCAUCUUUCCCAACGCUCCGAAAACGAGAAGCGGCAUAACCCGAACAACUCGUUCUCCCUCAAGGAGAAGCGUCCAACCAUGGGUGCCAACACAACCAACGACGUGGGACUCAUGCGCACUGGCAUGGCCAUCGAGCAACUCACCAAGACCCUCAACCAAACGCUAGCGCCUGUGAUUGACAUUAUCACGCAAUACAACGGCGACAUCAUCAAGUUUGCGGGAGAUGCCAUGAUUGUCAUGUGGCAAAGCGACCACAUCCCACUCAAAACACCGACCGGUGGUGGCGCGCCAACAACCAGCCCGCCAGUUGACCCCGGAGUGCUAUUAUUCACGGCCAUUUCGUGUGCGUUGCAAGUGUUGAAAGCGCUUGACACGUCGCAGGACGUCAAGCAAACCCACCCCCCACCCCCCACCACCGUUAGCGGGGGGCUGGGGGCCCUUAAAAUGCACGUGGGCAUGGGAUUUAGCACCGUCACGGGAAAUCACGUGGGGGGGCUCUUGAAUCGGUGGGAGUUCUACGUCGCCGGGGCUGCCACCGGUCAAAUGUCCAUCGCAGAGGCCGACGCACACGCAGGGGAGCUCGUCGUGUCCGCCGAAAGCUACCGCGCACUGGUCGAGUCCAGCUCUGUACAGCCUAUGCACAUCAUGGCAGAGGCGCUGCCCACGGGCAAUUACAAGAUCACCGACCUUCGGAGCGACGCAAAUGUCAAGUACACGCUGCCGACGCUGCGCCUGGGCCGGGACUUGAUUCCGCUUGUCAAGUCCUACGUGCCAGGCUGCAUCGCACUGUCGCUGGGCAAAGGCAAAAUUGUCAUCAACGGCAUGCGCUCAAUCACUGCGAUCUUCAUCAAGUUCACGGGUAUCCUCGACAUUGCCGACGCCACCGAGCAGCUCCACGAAGUCCACCGAUGCCUUUGCGCCGUGCAAGACGCGGCGUAUCGAGUGCACGCUACGAUUCGCCAAUUCCUGAUCGACGACAAGGGCGCCGUAGCCAUCGUGGUCGUGGGCCUACCUCCGUUUUACCACGAGAACAACGCAUUGCAUGGGAUUCGUAUGGCCCUGUAUUUGAAAGAAAAAGGUGUCCAAGCUUCCAUUGGGAUCACGUCAGGGCCGGCGUUCUGUGGAAGCAUUGGCAGUGCUGUACGAGCAGAGUACGCAGUGGUGGGGGACGUGAUCAACCUCGCUGCGAGGCUCAUGUCGAUGGCCCAGCCGGGUGAAAUUCUCUGCGACGACACGACACAUAUGGCCACGUUAACUCGGUUUGAAUUCGACAAGGGCACGCAUGUGAUGGUCAAGGGAAAGGGCGACUUCAUCGAGGUGUUCCAAGUGUUCCAUGACGCGGUGGGCGCAACGUCGACAGAGCUGACCCCGCCGGGGGAUUUCUUCAUGCCGUCCGACGUGUACGACGUUUUGAUCACUCGCAUUCAAGAGUUUGGCACUCGGCCCGGGUACCCCACGAUGCCUGGUGCCUCCGGCCCCGACACGUGUCAGAGCAUCGUGCUCACAGGGGCGUCGGGGGCUGGCAAGACGACGCUCUUGCGCCACUUGGUCAACGUCCAUCCGAACGUGUACUAUAGCUGCGGGGACUCUGUCGAGAAAAAUACCAAACUGUUCGUGUGGCGCAAAGUGAUUGCCACGAUCGUCUUUAGCAAGCGCCACAGCAUCAUCCCCGCGCCCCCUCCACCCCCCGUCGACACGGCCCAGCCAGGCUCCCCAGUCACAGCCAACCGCCGACCGUCGACGUUGUUUCGCACGGUCACGAAAUCGCCGUCCCAGCUUCUCGCGGCCAUGCACAAAUCGUCGCUCAAGUCUCUUGGCCUCAACACCACCACGACCAACACUGACGUGGCACCACCUAUGGCCGUUCUGCCAACCCCCAAGAGUAGGUCGGACGGUUUCAGCGUGUCCGAGAGUCAGAGCCACGUCGACGACGGCAGCGAAGCGGAAGAGUCCAGCAACACAUUUAUCGCGAGCACCACCGACUUGAACUUCGGCGUCGGGCUCCAGUUUGUGCAUGCGAUUGUCCAGUCCGGCCGACUGGCGGCGGACCUUCUGCCGCUCUUGAACGUGUUCAUCCCGCACUGUUUUCCCGAGACCAGCCAUUCGCUGUCUCUGGCUCAAAACGACGAACGAUUCAUGCACGAGGUGACGCAGCUGGUCGUGGCCAUCCUCCGGGAAGCCAACGAGCGGCACCCGAUCCUGAUUGCAUGGGACGACUGCCAAUGGAUCGACGCUGCGUCCUGGGACCUCCUCGUGCACGUGCUAGGUGUGUCCCCCAACAUCACGUGCAUCGUGGGGGUCCGUCCGGACGCGCCGCCGCCGCAUGUCGAGUUCAAAAAGCUCGAGCAAGUCCCGCACACGCUUCGAUUCGACCUCCAGAACCUCUCGGCACGGGACACGUCGUUGUUCCUUAGCCACUUUUACGGCAUCGCCAUCAUGAACUCGUACCUGCUUGAGUACGUCCACGGUCGGUCAAGCGGUAACCCCGGCAGCACGAUUGCUCUCAUGCAACGGUUGUUGGAGCUUGAAACGAUCUACAUCGACUUGGAACGCGGCGUGGUCCACGUGCUCAAGGACAUCCACGACGUGGACUUGGAGAUCUCGCUGCAAACCCGGGCCAAGGUCAUGCAUCACUUCGACCACAUGAACUCGACGAGCCAGCUCGCCAUGCGCAUCACGAGCGUCGCCAUCGACUACAUUCACUUUGACGCGCUGCACUACAUGCUUCGAUCCGUGUUUGCGUUCGAGUACAACAACAGCUUCACCAACGCCCCCGACACAGACCUGAAUCACGAGUUGUUGCCAGCGUCGCUGUCUAGCCAGAACGCGUCCAUCUUUGUGCAGGCGUUGAUCGGGAUGUCCCAUGCUGAAACCCACGGCAUCGUCGCGCUGGACCACCACAACGAAACGAUUCGAUUCACGUCGGACGACAUGCGACUGGUCGUGUACAACGUCAUGCUGCCAUCGCAGCGCGAGACCAUCCACCGCGUGUUUGCACUCUGGUUUGAAAACGAAGUGCCCGUGCACCGCAUCCCGCGGUUCCAGCACUGCUACCACCUAGCGUACCACCUUUCCCGAGCCCACAUGUACAACCAAGCGAUGCAUUACUUUGCCAAGGGCACUGAAGAAGCGCUGCUCCGGGGGGUGUCGGAGUUUGCACUCAUGUGCUUGACGUCGGCGGGGGCGGUGCUGCUUCUCAUGGACACGAGCCACAGCCGCCACGCCGCGCCGCGGGGACUCAGGCGUACGUCUAGCUCGCGCGCAAUGCACGGCGGCGGAAGUGACCCCGACGACAUGGAGGUGACCCUCCACCAGUGCAAAAUCGAGUUCCUCACGGGACUGGUCAUGGUUCAAAAGUCCGACUGGACGACCGCGGUAGACAACUUUAACGCCGCCAUUGCCAUCCACACCGAGUUUCGCACCCACCGCAAGCAACGCAUGUGGGAUAAACCAGCGCGGCGCGUCCGGCGGUGGUGGGAAGAAGCGUCCAACAUGUGGCGGACGACCUACGGCGGCAUCACCAAGGUGAUACCGUUGGGGGUUCCCAAGAAGAACCAUGGCAUGCAAAUCGAUCCGUCGGUCGAGAAACUGCUGGACGAAGUCGAGUCGUAUGUGCAAGUGGCGACCCGUCUCAAGACCAAGAUCCUUCGGGUGGAGCGCGAGCGAGAGAAGACGAGCACGGCCAUCCGCCUGCAAGGACUGCGGUGCAUCUCGAGCAUCAAGGACGAUUCCAUAGCCAACCUAGAAAAGACAUUUGUGCUCGUUCCCAACGAGCAGACAGCCGCCAAGCAGCCAGCGAUGGGACUGCCGUCCAACUCGACCAACACCAACCCACGUCAUCCCCGCAAAAAGUCGUCUGCGAGUACAAAAGGGGGAGGCAGUGGCAUCAGAACCAGUUCCAGUGUGACUUUCGUCGGCCAACGACCUCUACCACAACGACGCGGAAGUGAAGGCGGCGGGUUCAACGCAGUCGGAAGCAGCGUGGUCCCCGACGCGGCGCAGCAGUCCGGAUCGGUCGCGCGAAUACAAAACCACCUUACCCCUGUUAUUUAGAAACCCAAUACUGUGAAUUUAUUUGGUUAGACUUCUUUGUGCAUGUGACGAGGUUGCUGCUUGGGGGUGAGGGACGUGGCACGUUGCAUGAGGGUGGGCGUGUGGUGGCUUUUGGACGACAGCAACAGCGACGGGCUGCGGAUGGAUCCCGGCGUCAAAGCUUCGUUCUCAUACGCCAGCAGUUCUCGCUGCUCUUCUAGUUCUGGCUGCAAGACGUCGGACGCUUCCGCGGCGGCUUGGGCUUGGUCGGCGCGCGCCUGCCAGUUGACCCGGGCUAGCCCCCAUGCCAACACGACGACUUUGAACAGUUCGCCGAGGGUGUCUGCGACCCAAAAUCCGUUGAUGCCCCAGGCUAGCGUGAUGGGCAAGAGGUAGCUCAGUGGGACGUAGAUACACCACGACGCAAUGUUGUUGGCAAUGAGGUUUACGUCGGCCAUCGACAGGGCGUUCAUGGACGCCGUGAGCAGGAACCGGCCAAAAGCGACCAUCACGCAUGCAAUAAAGAACCCCAGUGCCUUGCCGCACAGCGCAAUGAUCUCGGGAUCGUUGCUCCACACGUGGAAGAGGUAGUUGCGGCCGCACACGACGAGGACGAGGAGCGUCGUGGCACUGACCAUGAUGACGCGGGCUCCUAGGAGUAGCACGCGCUUCGCUGCCGUGGGGUGGCCUUGGCCCAAGUACCGCGACAUGCGAAUCUGCGUCGAAAUGGAGAACCCGCUGACGCAUGCAUUUGCGACGCCGUAAAUGCCGUUCAGCACCGACAUCGUGGCGGCAAUCUGGGGCCCCAACAGCCCCGAAAACGCACUGGACACUGCCGCCGACGACCAAUCGACCACCGACGACAUACCCAUGGGGACCGCCAGGGACAAGAACGUGGUCACGCGGUCGCGCUUGAUGCAGUCCCACGUCCACCCGCCCCAGUACGCGACAUGGUACUUCUUCCACGCGACAGUGUACAGAAGGAAGAGCGCUAGCUGGAGGUAUGUGCUCGUGACAGUGGCAAUGGGCGACCCAAUAAACCCCAACCCUGGCCACCCGAACGCGCCAUAGAUGAACACUUGGUUGAACACGAUGUUCAGCACCAUCGUGAGCCCGCUGCAAAAUGUGGCUGGCAUGAUCACGCCCUGGGCGGCGAAAUACGACGCGCAUGCGUUGUACACGAACUGGGGAAUGAGCCCCAACGCCAUGACGCGCGCAAACGACUGGCCGUACAUGACCGUGUCCUCGUCGUCCAUGGUGAGGGCAAUCAUGUGCCCGACAAACAUGUAGUACAACAUGACCGGAACGCACGUGCACACAGCAAACACGACGGCCGUUUGGAGCCAAAUACCUACCAACACAUUGUUCUUGGCGCCGUACGCUUGUCCACAUAACGUUGGGAUCGCUUGGAUCGAGUACUGAAUGAACGCCGACGGGACGCCCAUCCACAUGCUCGCAAGCGCGACCCCCGCGAGCUGUUUUGUCCCGAUGUGGCCCUGGAAAGCGGCAUCCGUGAGGGUCAUGGCCUGGCGCACCAUUUGCCGGAGGGACAACUGGAUCGCCAUGCUGCUCAUCUCCUUGAUCUCUUGCAUCACAGGGAUCAUGGGCAAGGACAUCGUCGACGCGGUAGAGUCCUUUGACGAGGUGCUGCCGUACAUCUCAAUUGCAUUUCGCUCCUCCACUUCCUUCUUCAGCAGCGCCGAAGCUUCGUGCUUCUUGGCGGUCAUGGCUUGCAAUUUCAAAGUGAAAUAAAUGUCCGUGCCGUGGAAAGGCGUUCAACAGAGGGAUUAAAGCAGCCAAUGGCAUUGCUGGAAAUUGGACAGCC